Molecule: messenger RNA, 1059 nt
Organism: Gossypium raimondii (Peruvian cotton)
Lineage: Eukaryota; Viridiplantae; Streptophyta; Magnoliopsida; Malvales; Malvaceae
Product: major pollen allergen Bet v 1-F/I
Exons: 8
Coding region: 136-993 (285 amino acids)
Biological process (GO): defense response; abscisic acid-activated signaling pathway
Cellular component (GO): nucleus; cytoplasm
Molecular function (GO): signaling receptor activity; abscisic acid binding; protein phosphatase inhibitor activity
Source: RefSeq, a predicted model, not a curated record
UCUUAAUCUUCAAGUUCAGUCUAUAAAUAAUAUACCAGUUUUCUAGCUUCCCACACAUCAAAACACUCACUCACUCAUCCAUUUCUUCUUCUCUUCUUUCAGCUCAAAGAAAAGACUUGAAAUAGUUUUAGAAUUAUGGGUGUUGUAACUUAUGAAUUUGAGGUAACCUCCCCAGUCGCCCCGACCAGGCUUUUCAAAGCCUUUGUUCUUGAAGGUGCCAAGGUUUACCCCAAGGCUGCCCCUCAUGCAAUUAAGAGUGUUGAGCUCGAAGGUGAUGGUAAGCCAGGAAGUAUUGUAAAGAUCAAUUUUGUUGAAGGUCUUCCAUUCCAAUAUAUGAAGCACAUGAUUGGCGGACAUGAUGAAAGCAAUUUGUCAUACAGUUACAGUUUGAUCGAAGGUGAUGGUAAGCCAGGAAGUAUUGUAAAGAUCAAUUUUGUUGAAGGUCUUCCAUUCCAAUAUAUGAAGCACAUGAUUGGCGGACAUGAUGAAAGCAAUUUGUCAUACAGUUACAGUUUGAUCGAAGGUGAUGGUAAGCCAGGAAGUAUUGUAAAGAUCAAUUUUGUUGAAGGUCUUCCAUUCCAAUAUAUGAAGCACAUGAUUGGCGGACAUGAUGAAAGCAAUUUGUCAUACAGUUACAGUUUGAUCGAAGGUGAUGGUAAGCCAGGAAGUAUUGUAAAGAUCAAUUUUGUUGAAGGUCUUCCAUUCCAAUAUAUGAAGCACAUGAUUGGCGGACAUGAUGAAAGCAAUUUGUCAUACAGUUACAGUUUGAUCGAAGGUGGACCUCUCGGGGACAAGCUUGAGAAAAUUAGCUAUGAGAACCAAUUUGUGGCUGCUGCAAGUGGAGGAAGUGUUUGCAAGAGCUCGAUCAAAUUUUACACCAUUGGCGACUAUGUAAUCACUGAAGAUGAAAUCAAGGCUCUCAUUCAAAGGAGUGAGGUAGUUUACAAGGCUAUUGAAGCUUACCUCUUGGCUAACACUGAUGCUUGCAACUAAGAUAUUAAUUUGUUUUUCCAUUGUUAUAUUAAUAAGACUGGUGGUCUUCAGGAUUUGAUCAUCUUU